Molecule: messenger RNA, 950 nt
Organism: Patiria miniata (bat star)
Lineage: Eukaryota; Metazoa; Echinodermata; Asteroidea; Valvatida; Asterinidae
Exons: 3
Coding region: 132-950 (272 amino acids)
Source: RefSeq, a predicted model, not a curated record
CCGAGACAACUCCAUCCACAUCCUCACAGCGGACAAGGGCAACGCCACCGUCGUCAUGGACAGGGAGGACUACAGCAACAAGUUGUUUUCAGUGGCAAGGCAAGUUCUACGAGCAAACGGCUGGGACCUCCAUGGGAUCUCCUUUAUCCCCGGUCCUAGCCGACAUCUUCAUGGAGGAGUUCGAGUCUUCCUCCCUACUCACAGCGGAUCUUCGACCGAGCCUGUGGCUACGCUACGUUGAUGACACCUUCGUAGUGUGGCCCCAUGGCCCGGACACACUCCAAGACUUCCUCCAGUACCUCAACAAGCAACACACCAGCAUCAGCUUCACCAUGGAACAAGAACAGCACGGCACCAUUCCUUUCCUGGACGUCAAGAUCUCCAGGAAUCCGGAUGGCACCCUGGGACACAGCGUCUACAGGAAACCCACCCACACCGACCGCUAUCUCCACCAGCGGUCGUUCCAUCACCCCAGCAUCAAGUCAUCGGUCAACCGCACCCUAGUACAGAGAGCCUUCGAGGUCUGCGACCAAGACAACCUCAAGCGUGAACUCAAGCACAUCCAGACGUCACUACAACGGAACGGCUACAAACCCCACCGCAUCAAGAUCAGCAAACCUGACCAACGGGUCCCCUAUACCCAAGGUCCUCCCACUGUAUCUCCCUCAGUCACUCUUCCUUACAUAGGUCCAGCUUCUCAUCAUCUGCAACGCAUCCUCCGACAAGCCGGCGUCAAGGUGUACCACUCAUCUGGCAACAAGCUCCAAGGCAGCCUCCAUACGCACAAGGACAAGCAGGACUCCUCAUCCAAGCCGGGAGUCUACCGCAUUCCAUGCGAAUGCGGCAAAGUCUACAUCCGUACCCAUCGAGAGCAUCAUCCAGUCGACGGAGCCAGCCCUCAGACACCUCACCAAGACAGCAGCCAACGACGUCCGCAUCAAGAUGAAUGA